CCUAUAUUAAAUACCUGCUUUUGCAUUCCCAUUUCCACCACAAACUCCAAACAUUUUCGUUUCUCUCAAACUUUUUGCAUCGUCAACAAGAACUUUUCUGAACUCAGAUCUUAGACAACAUCAGCUCGCAUUCAUCUCUACAUUGAAGAAGGAACUUUGGUUUUCCAGAUAAGUUGUUUGGUGUAUCAUUUGGGUGAAGAUCUUUGAAAAAUGGAAGGCAGCGUGGCUUAUGAGAAUGAUCUAAACCUCAAGGCAACCGAGCUAAGGUUAGGAUUGCCAGGAACAGAUGAAAGAGAGGAACAACCAGCUUCCAAUGUUAGAAACAAGAAGCGACCAUUGCAGGACCCUGAUGAGGAAUUUGGAGCAAAUGGCAAAUCUGAUGCUCAAAAUGAAACUGCCCCUCCUGCCAAAGCACAAAUUGUGGGGUGGCCACCGAUCCGGUCCUAUAGAAAGAAUAACUUUCAGCCAAAGAAAAGUGAGUCUGAGGGUCCUGGGAUUUACGUGAAAGUAAGCAUGGAUGGAGCACCAUACUUAAGAAAGAUUGACCUGAAAGUUUACACAGGGUACGCGGAGCUCCUACAGGCUUUAGAGAACAUGUUCAAGCUCACCAUAGGUGAGUACUCAGAAAGAGAAGGCUACAAAGGAUCAGAUUAUGCACCUACUUAUGAAGACAAGGAUGGAGACUGGAUGCUAGUUGGAGAUGUUCCCUGGGAUAUGUUCAUCACAUCAUGCAAAAGGCUAAGAAUCAUGAAAGGAUCAGAAGCCAGGGGCUUAGGUUGUGGUGUAUGAGAAAUUCUCUAUAGCAACAGCACAUCUAAGAGCAAGAAAAGGGAGAAGAUCCAUCUCUGUCGUGGAGAGAAAAUCUUUCAGCUUGGGUUCUCGAAGGAGAUUUUUGGAUCUGAUUCUCAGUCUCCUCAAUAGGUAGUCUGGUCGGAAAUUCGGUCGACUGGGAAGUUUAGAAGGAAAACAGAUAAUAUAAAGUGGAGUUACAUUUUCUUUCCUCAGAAGUUUGGCUGCAGCAAAGAUAUUUGGUGGUUUGAGCAUUCUGUAAUGUUAAUGUGUUUUGCUAUAAUACCCAUCAAACCAAAACUACAUAGAAGAAUCUGUUGCUUCAACUGCAACUUUGUAAAAAAAGGUCGAAGAAAAUCACAAAAAGGAUGUGGCUAUCCAAGUUUUGGUUAUGUAGCAUUAAUACAAAGAAACAAAUUAAGUUGUAUAUCAGCUGUGUUGUCUCUAUACAAUUAAAACUUGUCUGUGUUAUUGUUGAACCUAGAAAAUUUAAGUAUGCUUUCUCUUUUCAUAA
Theobroma umbraticum is the source of this 1303-nucleotide messenger RNA. Its product is annotated as auxin-induced protein 22B-like. NCBI's taxonomy places the organism in Eukaryota, Viridiplantae, Streptophyta, Magnoliopsida, Malvales, Malvaceae. The record is from RefSeq and is a predicted model, not a curated record. Gene Ontology annotation, biological process: regulation of DNA-templated transcription. Gene Ontology annotation, cellular component: nucleus.